Molecule: messenger RNA, 7894 nt
Organism: Trichoderma asperellum CBS 433.97
Lineage: Eukaryota; Fungi; Ascomycota; Sordariomycetes; Hypocreales; Hypocreaceae
Source: RefSeq, a predicted model, not a curated record
CAGUCUGCCGGGAUGACGGCGGAUCCUGAUUGGCCCGGAAAUUCGUAGCGCCGAGUGCCCCUCCUUGAUGCACCCUUGUGCCCGACUAGGAAAAAAAAAGUUGGCGGGCUCUCAUAUAAAGAAAAAAAAAAGUUAAGAGGCGCGAAGGCGACACUCUGGAGAGCAGCGAAAAUUCGUUCGACAGAGCGCAAUCAUGGCCAUGAUUGAUGUCUCGAGGCAGAGGAGGUCGCUCCUUAGGGAUGCGGCUGUGUUGGAUCAUCUGCCCUCUGAAUUGCUUGAAAUUAUCAAGCAUCAGUCGUCGACGAAGCUCUUUGAUGCUGUAGCAGAGGCGGCGCUCUCACCAUCACUUACAGAGCGAAUCUUGGUGCAUUUUGAAGACGUUUUUUCAGACAUUUGCGCACGAUGGAUUCUCAACGCCGGCAAUGGACCACGACGCUUAUUAGUUGCCUCAGCCAUAGCUAGAAUUCUGCCGUUUGCGCCAUAUCUUUCGACUUUUCUUCGAUGUUCCGGUAAAGCUGGCGAUGGAGCCGCGCCAGGACCCUCACUUCACUUGGUGUUGCCAGCCCUCGACGCUUCACUGGGCCUGGAUGCAGAUGCAUUGUUGCAGGUUUUGCUAGCAUAUUGGAGACUUUUCAGCUUUGAUCUGAGAACUUUCAGCCCAUUGAUUUCACCCGAGUAUUUACAGAGCCUGUUUGCGCAUGAGAGCAGAGCAGUGAGAUACCUUGCGAUUCGCAUCUUCUGCCAACUGUUUCACGCCUCCGAUUACAAACUUGAAUCUCUUAUUGACACGCACGUCGGCAAUGCGAAUGCGAUUACUGCGGAUUUCGACGGUGCACCGGCGGAUUAUGGGUUUCUGUCGUUGCAUGAGCAUGCACGUGCGAAGAAGAUUGUGGCUUUACGGCAGCGAGUUGCUCGAGAAGAUCAGGAAUCCGAACACAACCACGAACCAGUCCUCCAGUCCCUCACUCAAUAUGCCGUUUCUUACGGCAAAAUCGUUCUCCCGCGACCACUCAUGCCAGAUGACAACUCCUCAGACCUUGUAAUGACGGCGACCACUACGAAUAACCUUGAACGACUUGCCGCCAUGAUUCGCAAACCCGAACCUAUCCUGCUUCACGGCCUACCCGGUGUCGGAAAGACGGCGUUGGUCCAUGAAAUGGCCAAGCAGCUUGGAAUGUACUCCAGCAUGGUUACGCUGCACUUGAACGAGCAGACCGACGCAAAGAUGCUCAUCGGCCUCUACUCGACAGACUCAAAACCAGGUAGCUUUUCGUGGCGUCCGGGUGUGCUGACCACAGCUAUUAAAGAAGGCCGAUGGGUAUUGGUGGAGGACCUGGACCGAGCCCCUACCGAAGUUCUCAGCACUUUUCUUCCCCUGAUCGAGCGAAACGAACUGUUGAUUCCGAGCCGAGGAGAGAGGAUAAAAGCUGCGAAUACCUUCCGCCUUUUUGCGACUGUUAGAACAUCCCGGGGCAUGAAUGGACGGGAGAACCUUCCUAGCAUUGUUGGCAUGCGCUUCUGGCAGUCUCUGACUACUGAGCCUAUGGUUCAAUCAGAACUGGAAGAAGUGGUUCUGCAAACCUAUCCCAUGCUGCGAAAGUUUCUUCCCGGAAUCAUUGCCGUCUUUAGUCGUCUGGCUCAAAUUAGCAACGGACCUCGUGCCUUGCCUCGCGGUCGACUAAUGGAUCGACAAAUGAACUUGCGGGAUUUGCUCAAGUGGUGUCGGCGGUUGCAAGAGUGCCUGCUGGCGGCUGGUUCAACGACUGGAGAGGAGCCCAUAACCGAAACAACGCGCGAUUGGAUGUUUAUGGAAGCUGUUGACUGUUUCGUGGGAAGCUGUCCAGAUGAUGAGCUUGGCAAGCAGCUUAUUUACGCUAUUGCCGAAGAGAUGCAUUUGUCCAAAGAACGGGCAGACCAUUAUUUGACUGCCAAUAUACCCCCUUUGGAGGAGAAUGAUGUUCAAUUCAGCAUUGGGCGUGUCCAGCUGCGGAAGAAGAAGACGGUAGCCCGACUACAAAAAUCAAAACGACCAUUUGCCAGCACUGCCCACGCUAAAAAGCUGUUGGAGCAAAUUGCUGUAGCCGUCAAACUCAACGAACCAGUACUUCUCGUUGGAGAGACGGGUAUAGGAAAAACAACAGUCGUUCAACAAUUGGCCGAGUCGCUUGGCCAUAAGCUUAUCGCGGUCAACCUUUCACAGCAAAGUGAGGUGGGUGAUCUGUUGGGUGGAUUCAAACCGGUCAACGUCCGAAGUCUCGCUGUGCCCCUGAAAGAAGAGUUUGAGGAUCUCUUUGGAGCAACGGGAAUAUCUGCAUCCAAAAACCAAAAAUAUCUCGAGCAAGUCGGAAAGUGCUUUGCUAAGGGGCAGUGGUCAAGAUUAGCCAAGCUGUGGAGAGAGGCGCCGAAAAUGUUCCUCAAGAUUGUGUCUGAACUGGAACGCAUUCAUUCGGAGAAGGCCGAGGAGAGGAAUGGGGAUGCACAGCCCACGAAGAGGCGGAAGACUCAGUCGAAGCUGCAAACUCUACUGGACCUAAAGCCUAGAUGGGAUCAGUUCGCGCGUACUCUUGAGCAGUUUGAGAUACAAAUUUCGGGCGGGUCAUCCAGCUUUGCAUUCUCUUUUGUGGAAGGAAACCUGGUAAAGGCCGUCAGAAAUGGCGACUGGGUCCUUUUGGAUGAGAUCAACUUGGCCUCACCAGAUACUCUCGAGAGCAUCACAGACCUUCUUACUGGACCGAAUGAGAAACCGUCUAUCCUUCUAUCUGAAACAGGAGAGAUUGAGAAGAUUGUGGCACACCCCAAUUUCCGCAUUUUUGGUGCCAUGAACCCGGCAACUGAUGUUGGAAAGAGAGAUUUGCCCAUUGGUAUUCGAUCUAGGUUUACUGAGCUCUACGUGAAAAGUCCCGAUAAAGACUUGAAAGAUCUCCUCACAAUCAUCAAGACAUACUUGGGCAACGGUAGCAAUAAGAACGACCAAGCGGGAGAUGACAUUGCGCGCCUCUAUCUCAACACUAAACGAAUGGCAGAAGAGAAACGAAUUGUAGAUGGAGCCAACGAAGUCCCUCAUUUCAGUCUUCGUACGCUGACCCGAGUACUGAGUUAUGUCAACACAAUAGCACCCUUCUAUGGCCUACGACGGGCCAUGUAUGAAGGAUUUUCCAUGGGAUUCUUGACGUUACUGGAUCGAAAUUCUGAAAAAAUGCUUCUGCCAUUAAUAUAUCACCACCUUCUAGACAAGCAUGGAAAUCCGCAGUCUCUUCUUUCCCAGCCCCCAAAGCACCCGGGCGAUGGUAGAAAUUAUGUCAAAUUCCAGAACCAGAGUCGUGACCGACAGUACUGGCUAUUUCAAGGAGAACAGUCCCCCAUCGAGCGAGAUGAUUACAUCAUAACACCUUAUGUGGAGAGAAAUCUACUUAAUCUUGUUAGAGCAACUUCCACGAGGCGUUUCCCUAUCUUGAUUCAAGGACCUACGUCUGCUGGUAAAACAAGUAUGAUUGAAUACUUGGCAAAUUUUACUGGUAAUCGAUUCGUCCGAAUCAAUAACCACGAGCAUACCGAUCUUCAGGAGUAUCUGGGUACAUAUGUCUCAGGACCUGAUGGGAAGCUGCGCUUCCAAGAGGGUCUCUUGGUUCAGGCUAUGCGACAGGGACACUGGAUCGUUCUGGACGAGUUGAACUUGGCACCCACUGACGUUCUCGAAGCUCUCAACCGUUUACUCGACGAUAAUCGCGAACUGUUAAUCCCCGAAACGCAGGAAAUUGUUAAGCCCCACGAAAACUUUAUUCUCUUUGCUACUCAAAACCCUCCUGGCCUUUAUGGAGGCAGAAAGGUGCUAUCCAGAGCGUUCCGAAAUCGAUUCCUCGAAUUGCAUUUCGACGAUAUUCCUGAAGACGAGCUGGAGUUCAUUCUCCAGCAGCGUAGCCGCAAUACCUCGCCUCCUGACUGCAGACGCAUUGUCAAUGUCUACAAGGAACUGUCGCGCCUCCGCCAGACGAGCAGACUCUUCGAGCAGAAAGACAGUUUUGCUACUCUUCGAGAUCUGUUUCGAUGGGCCCUUAGAAAGGCAGAUACUCGUGAAGAGAUUGCCGCGCAUGGAUUUAUGCUCCUGGCCGAAAGAGUGCGCAACGACGAGGAAAGAUUAGCUGUGAAACAAGUCAUAGAGAAAGUGUUCAAAGUUACGCUAAAUCCUCAUGAUCUUUACUCUGCAGAAUUGGCGCCAGAACUGAAGCAUCUUACCGGCCGAUCCAAUGCGCAGGGCGUUGUCUGGACCCACGCAAUCAGGAGGCUGUAUGUGCUGGUGUCUCGCGCUUUACAGAACAAUGAGCCUGUUCUCCUGGUUGGUGAAACUGGAUGCGGUAAAACAACUGUUGUCCAGCUGCUCGCCGAGGUUUUGGGUAGACAAUUGCAUAUUAUUAAUGCCCACCAAAACACAGAAACUGGAGACAUCAUUGGUUCUCAACGCCCUAUAAGAAACAGAGGUGCUAUCCUCGAGGCUCUAGAUGUUGAUGUGACUGAGGUUUUGAAACAGUGCAAUGUUGAUACCUCUGGCUCGGCAGCAGAUAGACUGGAGAGGUAUAAGUCGCUUGGCAAUGCAGUCCUCGAGAGCAUCCCGGAACAGACUAAAGAGCGGAUAGCAUCGAAUGAGACCAGAAGCAUGGCUCUAUUCGAGUGGUCAGAUGGUGCUCUUGUUGAGGCUAUGCGAGGUGGUCAUUUCUUCCUUCUUGACGAAAUCUCAUUAGCUGAUGACUCUGUUUUGGAACGACUGAACUCAGUUCUUGAACCUCAAAGAACACUUCUUUUAGCCGAAAAGGGAGUGGAUAAUUCAUUUGUUGUUGGUGCAGACGGCUACCAGUUCUUUGCUACCAUGAACCCUGGCGGUGACUUUGGUAAAAAGGAACUUUCUCCAGCUCUGCGAAACCGUUUCACCGAAAUAUGGGUUCCUCCUUUGUCAGAUAGUGACGAUAUCUACGACAUAACUCGGACAAAACUGACAGAGGGCGCCAAAACCUAUGCAGAAGCUGUUGUCAAAUUUGCGGCUUGGUUUGGCGCCACGUUUCGACCUAUGGCUACUGCCCCAUUCUCCGUACGUGAGGUUCUUGCUUGGGUUCAGUUCAUUAAUUCAUCUACAGAUGAGGACGUUGUCCUCUCAAUUGUCCAUGGUGCUGCUGCUAUCUUCGUAGAUAGCUUGGGUGCUAACCCUUCCGCUAUCCUGGCGACGGAUAUCAACGCCAUUCACCGCCAGCGGGUGGAAUGCUUGAGCAAAUUGGGAGAGCUACUUGGCCGAGACGUUACCACUACUUAUCAAACACAGCCCGAGCUUACUGUCACUGAUUCUAGCUUGACUAUUGGAGGGUUCAGUGCGCCUCGAACAGAGGCUGCUUCAAAUCCUUCAAGUUUCGCUUUCCAUGCACCAACGACACGACUAAACGCGAUGAGAGUCAUUCGAGCUAUGCAAACACAGAAACCUAUUCUGCUAGAAGGAAGCCCUGGUGUUGGAAAAACUUCUUUGGUUGUCGCAUUAUCUCAAGCGUGCGGCCGACCGUUGACAAGAAUCAAUCUGUCAGAUCAGACUGAUUUGAUGGAUCUUUUCGGAACGGAUGUUCCUGUCGAGGGAGAAGAGGCGGGUAACUUUGCAUGGCGAGAUGCACCUUUCCUCCAAGCGAUGCAGAAGGGUGAAUGGGUUCUUCUCGAUGAGAUGAACCUUGCUUCGCAGUCUGUUCUUGAGGGUUUAAACGCCUGCUUGGAUCACCGUGGAGAGGUGUACAUCUCGGAACUUGAUCAGGUGUUCAAGCGCCAUCCCAACUUCCGUCUCUUUGCUGCCCAAAAUCCCCACCAUCAAGGCGGUGGCCGAAAGGGACUCCCUGCUUCCUUUGUCAACCGAUUUGUCGUUGUAUAUGCCGAUGUUUUCAAGGAUGAUGACCUCAAGCUGAUUGCCAGCCACAGCUUCCCACAGCUGUCCGACGAAGUCGUCGGUUUGCUGAUCCAGUUUGUAUCGCAGAUUGAACAUCACCUCCUUGUCGAGAAGUCUUUUGGCGCACAAGGUAGCCCGUGGGAGUUCAAUCUUCGAGACGUGCUCAGAUGGCUCAACCUGCUGAGCUCGUCAGAUCCGCUCCUGAAAACCCGGCAUGUUGAAGACUUCCUUGACAUCGUAAUCAGACAGCGAUUCCGGACUGAAGCCGACCGUGCGGAGGUGGGCAAGAUAUUCCGACGGGUUAUUACAUGGCAGCCUCGUUCUCGUCACUUCUAUCAUGACCUCGGCUCUCAGUUUGGCCAGGUUGGUCUUGCUCUAUUGGACAGAAAUUUGAGCUCCCAGCCAGAGAGACUACCCAGCAUUGAUAUCGUACCACGGCUCCCAGAACUUGAGUCCAUAAUGCUCUGUGUAAAGCAGGAUAUCCCUUGUAUUCUCAGCAGUCCUUCCGGAUAUGGUAAAUCUGUGUUGUUAGAGUAUGUUGCAGCUCUUGCCGGAAAGCCGCUUGUUGUGUUCCCCAUGAAUGCGGAUAUUGAUACUAUGGAUCUUGUUGGAGGCUUUGAGCAAGCUGAUCCCUUACGCGAGAUCAACGCUACUAUCCGAAACUUGAGGGAUUUCUUGCAGCAGUCUAUCAUGUCGGUUGUUCCUGCUCAAACUCCAAGCAAUGUUCUGCAGCUGCUUUAUCAACUCGACAGCUAUAAUGGCGAUAGCGAUAGUAUUGCUUCCAUUCGUGCCUCCAUCGAAACUUUACUCCAGCAGAUUGCCGAGGGCUCUGAAGUGUAUAUGUCGCUUUCCCGAGCUCUAGACAUCCUCCGCAGUCCCCUGGUCCUCUCAAAUCCUCGCUUCGAAUGGCUUGAUGGAGUAAUUGUAAAGGCAUUAGAGACUGGCCAGUGGCUCGUCCUGGAUAACGCCAAUAUGUGCAACGCUUCCGUUUUGGAUAGAUUGAACUCUUUGCUUGAGCCCAAUGGGUUCCUUAGCAUCAACGAGCACUGUGGUCCUGGAGGAGAACCUCGAAUUGUUAGACCUCACCCGGAGUUUCGUAUUUUCUUGACCAUGGACCCCCGCCAUGGUGAACUUUCUCGUGCUAUGAGGAAUCGUGCCAUUGAGAUUCACAUGUACACCCCACCGCCUGUCAUGGAUGCAAGCCUUGCUAGGAUGUCGCAUGUAGAGAGCUCCCUCCAGCGAUACCUCAAAUCCACAGAGUAUUCGGAUGCCUUAUUUUCCGAAGAAGCUGAUGCAGAGGCUAGCCAAGUUUCUCUGGAGAACCUUUCUAUCAAAGACGUAGCUCUCCUUCCAAGAUUCGCAAAUUCGACUACAACUGACCGUGCCUCAUACUUGAGCCUUGUACAAGAAUUCUUAAGCUUUUUAGAAUCGCCGUUGGGAUCUCGGUUGCAGCUAUCUCUCAAGGAACUGUAUUCUCACCUGGCGGGCACUGCUUCUGAUGCUCUAGCUAAUUCUCAGCCGCUUCACCCCCUUAAUAACAUUACUGUUGGUAAUAUGCUUCCUUCUGUCGACGCGGCUAGGUGGAACGCUGCUCGUUACGAUACCUACCGUCACCUGUAUCAGAUUCAAAACAUUAUCACUGCGCAACAGUCACAGGCUCGUUCAUCAAAGCUGGUCUCCUUGAACAGACUGCAGAGAUCUCUCAUUAGUGAUCGUGUUGCUGCCGUAUCAAAAGACUCUACUGUGAAGAUUGGUUUCUUUAUUUCUUCACUUCUGAAUGCUUUGACGGAAUUCUUUGGACUUGAAAUGUUGUCAUAUGACACUUUGGAGGUGAGUACCAAAUAAAAUGAUUUGGCUGGAAUGGCGCGAAAAGCUGCUAAUUCACUAUAAUAGGGCACUCAGUUCAUCAGAGCUAUCCGUUGCUAUAUCGAUCGCACGAUUGCUCUUGCAACGAGGGCUGAUUUUGAUGAAGCCACAUUCCAAGCU